AUGGCCACGGCGCAAGGUAGAAACGCUCCCCAGCAGUCAGUUUAUCCUCGUAGCCACGUCGGCUUCGAUAGCAUCACUUCUCAAAUUGAGCGUAAGCUCUUAAAACGCGGUUUCCAGUUCAACAUCAUUUGUGUUGGUCAAACUGGGUUGGGAAAGUCGACAUUAAUCAAUACUAUCUUUGCUUCACACUUGAUCGAUUCUAAAGGAAGACUUACCCCGGACGAACCAGUAAGAUCGACUACCGAGAUUCAAACUGUCUCUCAUAUCAUCGAAGAGAAUGGUGUCCGCUUACGGCUCAACAUUGUGGAUACGCCCGGCUACGGAGACCAAGUAAAUAAUGAUAGAUGCUGGGAUCCCAUUGUCAAAUAUAUUAAAGACCAACACUCUGCAUAUCUUCGCAAAGAACUCACGGCUCAACGCGAGCGGUACAUUCAAGACACGCGUAUUCAUUGUUGUCUUUUCUUCAUUCAACCUUCAGGCCACGCACUCAAGCCAAUCGACAUUGUCGUGUUGAAGAAGUUAUCGGAUGUCGUCAAUGUAGUACCGGUUAUCGCCAAGUCUGAUACACUAACGAUGGAGGAACGUAGCGCUUUCAAGGAGCGUAUCAAGGAGGAAUUCACUUUCCACAAUCUUAAAAUGUUCCCAUAUGAUAAUGACGAGUUUGAUGAGGAAGAACGUGCAUUGAAUGCUCACAUCAAGAACAUAAUCCCAUUUGCGGUCGUUGGCUCAGAAAAGUCCAUCAUUGUCAGUGGAAAGCAAGUUAGAGGGCGACAAAACCGAUGGGGCGUCAUCAAUGUUGAGGAUGAAAACCAUUGUGAAUUUGUUUACCUUCGUAAUUUUUUGACCCGAACUCACCUACAAGAAUUGAUUGAAACAACUUCUCAAACGCACUACGAAACUUUCCGUGCAAAGUCAUUACUUGCUCUCAAGGAGAGCAGCGCAGCUGGAGGACAUGCCGGCAGUAGACCCAUCAGCCCAGCGGCCGAUCGUGAGCUGAGCCGCAGUUCGCAAAGAAUGACAUUGAAUGGAUAUUAA
Molecule: messenger RNA, 1035 nt
Organism: Blumeria graminis f. sp. triticale
Lineage: Eukaryota; Fungi; Ascomycota; Leotiomycetes; Helotiales; Erysiphaceae
Source: the annotation of a GenBank genome assembly